This is a messenger RNA of Oppia nitens, 625 nucleotides long. RefSeq lists its product as uncharacterized. The record is from RefSeq and is a predicted model, not a curated record. Lineage: Eukaryota; Metazoa; Arthropoda; Arachnida; Sarcoptiformes; Oppiidae. The coding region runs from base 116 to 625 and encodes 169 amino acids. The transcript is spliced from 3 exons.
ACAACAUUAAAUGACUUCAUUUUUUUAAUGAUUUUUAAAAAACAGUAUUUAACUAACCAUUCCUUUUAAAAUAAAAAAGUUUUUUUUUAUUAAUUAUUAUUAUACCGACAAACAUAUGGACCGAAACCCAGACACCCAACAGGAGCACCACCACCAACACAACCACCAGCCCUUCCCAUACAACAUCAUAUUACGAGUGCCGGCAUUAACCGCACAAAACAUAUACUCUUAUUAUUUGCCGCUAAACGGUUGUAUCAGUUAUUAUGCCUUUUCGGUACACUGUUCACUACCCGGCGGACUGUUUCGCUUACUACCCAAUAGCGGGCUCCGGGUGGUCAACUGUCUACUAUUUAACUCGCACAUCGGUAUCGGUUUAUAUCUAUACAUGAGUGGCCAUAUGCGGCAACUUCAGCCAUAUUAUCGUAUAAUGUUCAGUGCAUUCGGUUCGGUAAUGUUUAACUUUGGAUCGAUAAUGUUCUGGUCGCUGACCGCAAAGUCGAUGUCGACAGUGAUGGCGGUGACGGGUGAUGCUGACCAUAGACCAUGGCUUAGAGUAUUAUUUGCAUUGAUCGCAGCGUACAGUUUUCAAACAAUAGGCAAAGAAUAUGUUGAUAUUCAACAAUAA